Molecule: messenger RNA, 957 nt
Organism: Plasmodium adleri (nom. inval.)
Lineage: Eukaryota; Apicomplexa; Aconoidasida; Haemosporida; Plasmodiidae
Source: the annotation of a RefSeq genome assembly
AAUAAGGAGUAUGAUAAUUAUUCUGAUAGAGGUUCUGUGUCUAUGGAAUACGAUGAAUAUUACGAUGAAUAUUGCGAUUAUGAUGAAUAUGAUGAUUAUAAUGAUUAUGAUGAUAAUUAUGUAGGAAAUCCAAUGAAAUUAUUUACCAGUGAUAUAAUGAAUAGGUAUGGAAAUAUUAAAAGUGGAUUAAAACAUAAUACAAAUAAAAUUGCAAAGACUGUUUUAAAAGGUAUAGAUGAUAUAGAUUAUGAGGAGUCAUCUAUUAAAGUAAAUAAUAAAAAUAAGAAUAAUAAAAAAAAAGAUAAAAUUGUAAUUGAUAAAGAAGAUAUAUCUGAUAGGGUUUCUUUGAAUUCAACCGAUUCAGAAAGAUAUUAUAACAAUGAAGAUUUUUAUAGAAAUGGUAAUUAUUAUGGAAGUAAUCAUUAUUAUGAUAGUGAUAUGUAUAGCAAUAGUGAUGAUUCUGAUAACGAUGAUGGUAAUCCUAUUACUGUUCUUGCAUCAGAAAUAGUCGAUGCGUAUGGAAAUAUAAAAGGGGGUGCAUUAAAAGUUAAGGAUCUUAUUACUGAAGGUGGACCACAACUUUUAGAUAUGACAGCAAAUAUGGUCGGGAACAAGACAAAAGAUGGAUUAAACAAAGUAAAGGAAAUUGUUAGUAAGAAAUGUGGUAUCGAUGUAGAAUCUGAUAUAGAUUUAGAGACUGAAACGAAUCCAUUAAAAUGGCAUGAAGUAAUAAGAAACAAAUAUAGAAAGUUGCAUUUUGGAUGGAAAUUGUUUUUAAAUAUUGGCCCUGCAGCUGUAUUAGGAAUUAUAGGGGGUGUAGUCGCUGGAGUUGGUACUCCGGCAUUAUGCUCAAUACCAUUUUUGCUUAUGGCAGGAAUUCUUUUUUUUCAGGUCUAUAGAUUAACGAAGAAGCUUUAUUAUAGUAAGAAAAAAAUAGGUAUUAAAAAUCUAUUUUAG